Molecule: messenger RNA, 696 nt
Organism: Drosophila novamexicana
Lineage: Eukaryota; Metazoa; Arthropoda; Insecta; Diptera; Drosophilidae
Gene: ORMDL
Product: ORM1-like protein
Exons: 3
Coding region: 55-519 (154 amino acids)
Biological process (GO): ceramide metabolic process; negative regulation of ceramide biosynthetic process; intracellular sphingolipid homeostasis
Cellular component (GO): endoplasmic reticulum membrane
Source: RefSeq, a predicted model, not a curated record
UUGUCUACAACAAUUAAGACUUUCACAGCGCCAACAAUACUACUUCAUGUAAAAAUGACAUCCAUAGCUGGUGGACAUGGCGAAACGAAUCCGAACAGCUCUUGGCUAAGCGCCCGUGGCUUCUGGCUUGCAUAUUUUUUGGGACUGCUGUUUGUGCAUUUGCUGCUCUUAUCAGUGCCCUUUGUUACGAUUUCAGUCGCCUGGACGGCAACCAAUUUGCUGCAUAACGUAGCACACUUAUAUUUUCUGCAUAUUAUAAAAGGUGCACCUUGGCUGAGCAUCGAAAAUGACGCUAGUCGGCAAUGGACCCACUGGGAGCAAAUAGAUGACGGCGUUCAACUGACUCCAACACGCAAAUUUCUAACCGCAGUGCCAAUUGUACUCUUUCUGUUAACUUGUUUGUAUACGCGCAACAGCACGGAACAUUUCAUUGCAAAUUUUAUAUCCUUGGUUGUAGUCACGCUGCCAAAGCUACCGCAGUUCCAUGGAGUUCGUUUGUUUAAUAUAAAUAAGUACUAAAAUUCGCUUAGAUAAAUGCAUGUAAAUAUUUACGGCCGGACAGGUGGGCUUAUCGCUAUAUGAGCCUGUGUACAUACUAUUAAUAGAUAAUAGACUGAGCAGUUUGUGGCUUUUAACUUUUUGUUAUUGGAAUUGUGUAAAUAUACUACUAUAUAUGGCGCUAUAGUGCCUAUUUAA